CAGCGCGGGGCCCCGGCGGCGGCGGCAGGACCGGCUGCGGAGCGGGGGGGCUAGCGCGGAUUUUGAGCUGAGUUUCGAGCGUUUCGUGUCUUUUUUUUUUUUUCCUUCUAGAAUUUCUUGUUUUUACUCGUUUUCCCGCGGCGCCCCGCGGAGGGUGCGCGGGCCUCCCCCCCACACCCCCGGGCGGGCACAGCGCACGGCCGGCCCGGCUCUGCCGCCCGCCGAUGCUCAACAUGACCGAGGAGCACGACAAAGCGCUGGAGGCUCCGUGCAGCCCCGCGGGCACCACCAGCUCCAUGUCCCACGUGGACUCGGACUCGGACUCGCCGCUCUCCCCCGCCGGCUCCGAGGGGCUGGGCUGCGCCCCCGCGCCCGCCCCGCGCCCGCCGGGCGCCGCCGCGCUGGGCGCCAAGGUGGACGCGGCCGAGGUGGACGAGCGCUUCCCCGCCUGCAUCCGCGACGCCGUCUCGCAGGUGCUCAAGGGCUACGACUGGAGCCUGGUGCCCAUGCCCGUCCGCGGCAACGGAUCGCUCAAAGCCAAGCCGCACGUCAAGCGGCCCAUGAACGCCUUCAUGGUGUGGGCGCAGGCGGCCCGCAGGAAGCUGGCGGAUCAAUACCCGCAUCUGCACAACGCCGAGCUCAGCAAGACCCUGGGCAAGCUCUGGCGUUUAUUGAGCGAGAACGAGAAACGUCCCUUUGUGGAGGAAGCCGAGCGGCUCAGGGUGCAGCACAAAAAGGAUCACCCGGAUUACAAAUACCAGCCCCGGAGGAGGAAAAGCGUCAAAGCCGGGCAGAGCGACUCGGACUCGGGGGCUGAGCUCAGCCACCACGCCGGCACUCAGCUCUACAAGGCCGACACGGGGCUGGGGGGCAUGGCCGACUCCCACCACCACGGCGACCACACAGGCCAGCCCCACGGACCCCCCACGCCGCCCACCACCCCCAAAACCGACCUGCACCACGGCGGCAAGCAGGAGCUGAAACACGAGGGCCGGCGCCUGGUGGAGAGCGGCCGCCAGAACAUCGACUUCAGCAACGUGGACAUCUCGGAGCUGAGCAGCGAGGUCAUCAACAACAUGGAGACCUUCGACGUGCACGAGUUCGACCAGUACCUGCCCCUGAACGGCCACGCGGCGCUGCCGGCCGAGCACGGCGCCAACGCCGCCUCCUUCGGCGCCUCCUUCGCGCACUCGGGCGCGGCCGCGCAGGUGUGGACUCACAAGAGCCCGGCCGCGGCCUCGCCGGCGGCGGCCGAGCCGGGCCAGCAGCGGCCUCACAUCAAGACGGAGCAGCUGAGCCCCAGCCACUACAGCGAGCAGCCCCACGGCUCCCCGGCGCACUCCGACUCCUACGGCUCCUACGGCGGCCAGGCCUGCGCCACCUCGGCCGCCCCGGCCGCCGCCGCCGCCGCCUCCUUCUCCAGCUCCCAGUGCGACUACACGGACCUGCAGAGCUCCAACUACUACAACCCCUACCCCGGCUACGCCUCCAGCCUCUACCAGUAUCCCUAUUUCCACUCGUCGCGCCGUCCCUACGCCACCCCCAUCCUCAACGGGCUGUCCAUCCCGCCGGCGCACAGCCCCACCGCCAACUGGGAGCAGCCCGUCUACACCACGCUGACCAGGCCUUAAAGGAUUCCCGGAGCCUCCCGAGGCUUCCCUGGAAUUAUGCACUAAUGAAGGAAUGAGGAGGAAGAGCGUGGAGUGUUCCAAAGUGCCUCCUGAGCCGCUGGGAACUUUCUGCUGGUCGCCACCUUGCUUUGAAACUCCCCCGAAAGGACAGAGCUCUAUUUUUUUUU
Molecule: messenger RNA, 1798 nt
Organism: Onychostruthus taczanowskii (white-rumped snowfinch)
Lineage: Eukaryota; Metazoa; Chordata; Aves; Passeriformes; Passeridae
Gene: SOX8
Product: SRY-box transcription factor 8
Exons: 3
Coding region: 225-1631 (468 amino acids)
Biological process (GO): peripheral nervous system development; enteric nervous system development; morphogenesis of an epithelium
Cellular component (GO): nucleus
Molecular function (GO): RNA polymerase II cis-regulatory region sequence-specific DNA binding; DNA-binding transcription factor activity, RNA polymerase II-specific
Source: RefSeq, a predicted model, not a curated record